AUGGCCGAAGAAAACACGGUCGAAAUCCCAGAGCCCUCUGGGCUGCCAUUCCUUGGCAACAUCGGCACAAUCGACCAGGAAUUCCCCCUGGGUUCGAUGGUCAGUCUAGCAGAGCAACACGGCGAGAUCUAUCGACUACGAUUCCCCGGGCGCACCGUUGUCAUAGUUUCCACUCAUGCCCUGGUCGACGAGACCUGCGACGAGAAACGGUUCAAGAAGUCGGUCAAUUCGGCCCUGGCCCAUGUUCGGGACGGCGUCCACGAUGGGCUUUUCACGGCGAAGAUGGGCGAAGAGAACUGGGGGAUUGCGCAUAGGGUCCUGAUGCCGGCCUUCGGGCCUCUCUCUAUCCGCGGCAUGUACGACGAAAUGCACGACAUUGCUAGCCAGCUCGCGCUCAAGUGGGCGCGAUACGGUCCUGAUAGUCCUAUCAUGGUCACUGACGACUUCACCCGUCUGACGCUCGAUACCCUGGCCCUGUGCUCGAUGGGAUACAGGUUCAACAGCUACUAUUCUCCCGAGUUGCAUCCGUUUGUCGAAGCCAUGGGGGAUUUCCUCACGGAAGCCGGAGAGAAGCCGCGACGGCCGCCGCUGCCCGCCAUGUUCUUCCGCGGGCGCGAUGAAAAGUUUGCGAAUGAUAUCGCUGUGCUGCGAGAUACGGCGCAGGGGGUGCUGCAGGCGCGUAAGGAAGGGAAGAGCCACGAUCGCAAUGAUCUUCUAGCGGCUAUGCUGCGUGGCGUGGAUUCGCAGACAGGGAAGAAAAUGACUGACGAGAGUAUCAUGGACAAUUUGAUUACGUUCCUGAUUGCAGGCCACGAAACGACCUCUGGUCUUCUGUCAUUUGUCUUCUACCAACUGCUGACGCAUCCCAAAACAUACCGCAAGGCCCAACAAGAAGUUGAUGAGGUUGUCGGACAGGGAGUCAUUGAAGUGUCUCACUUGUCUAAGCUGCCGUACAUCAAUGCUGUUCUUCGCGAAACCCUGCGCCUCAAUGCAACAAUCCCCCUGUUUACGGUCGAGGCUUUUGAGGACACCCUUCUUGCCGGCAAAUUUCCCGUCAAGGCGGGUGAGACCAUUGUCAAUCUCCUCGCCAAAUCGCAUCUGGACCCUGAGAUAUACGGGGACGACGCGACCGAGUUCAAGCCAGAGCGCAUGUCCGACGAGCUCUUUAACGCACGUCAAAAACAGUAUCCCAACUCAUGGAAACCAUUCGGAAACGGUAUGCGCGCUUGCAUUGGACGACCGUUUGCCUGGCAGGAAGCACUCUUGGUCAUGGCCAUGCUUCUCCAGAACUUCGACUUUUCAUUUGCCGACGCAGAAUAUGAUCUGAAGUUUAAGCAGACAUUGACUAUCAAGCCGAAAGACCUGUAUAUGAAAGCAACUUUGCGUCACGGCCUCACCCCAACGACCCUCGAGCGUCGACUGGCCGGACUUGCUGCUGAAACCACGACGCAGACCAAGACGGUCAACGCCGAUUCUGCGGACACUUCGUCAGCUACCGGUGCUCAAAUGACUAUCCUCUAUGGUUCGAACAGCGGAACAUGCGAGACGUUGGCGCGGAGAAUCGCCGCUGAUGCGCCAUCCAAGGGAUUCCAUGUAACGCGAUUCGAUGGUCUUGACAGUGGCCGUGCCGCGCUUCCGACAGAUCAUCCUGUCGUGAUUGUGACCUCUUCAUAUGAAGGCCAGCCUCCUGAUAAUGCAAAACAGUUUGUUUCCUGGCUGGAGGACCUCGACAAGCAGGAUGAACCAUCACCGCUCAAGGAUGUACCCUUUGCUGUAUUCGGAUGCGGCAACAAGGAAUGGGCCCAGACAUUCCACCGCAUCCCCAAGCUGGUUGAUAACCUACUAAACAAACUUGGGGGCACUCGUAUCACCGACCUGGGCCUCGCGGAUGUCUCCACCGACGAGCUCUUCUCUACUUUCGAGGCUUGGGCCGACGAUGUGCUCUGGCCUCGUGUUGUUGAGCAGUUUGGCGCAGAAGGCAGAAAGUCACAAGACCAGAACGAGUCCCCUGACCGAAAGGCGUCUGCGGCUCCGGCUCCAGGUGUCGAGGUGACAGUGUCCAACUCACGGACCCAAGCCCUGCGUCAAGACGUGGGCCAAGCCAUGGUCGUAGAAACCCGACUACUCACCGCGGAGGAGGAGAAAGAGCGGCGCAAGAAACACCUGGAGAUUCGUCUUCCAGAGGGCGUAACUUACACCGCAGGCGAUUACCUGGCCGUGCUGCCCAUCAACCCCGCCGAGACCGUCCGCCGCGCAAUGCGGCAGUUCAAGCUGCCCUGGGAUGCGCAGAUCAGUAUUGCGUCCUCGGGACCAACGACAACUGCUCUUCCGACCGAUGGACCUGUCGCGGCAAACGAAAUCCUCAGUACUUAUGUGGAACUGGCCCAGCCUGCCACGAGAAAGGACCUGCGAGUUAUGGCCGAUGCAGCUACAGACCCAAACACACAGAAGACGCUCAGAACAUACGCCAACGAGACAGAAACAUACAAAGCCGAGAUCCUCGCAGAAAGCGUUUCAGUCCUCGACAUCCUAGAACGCCAUCCCGACAUCGACCUCCCACUGGGCUCCUUCCUCCUUAUGCUCCCAUCCAUGCGCAUGCGCCAAUACUCCAUCUCCUCCUCCCCCCUCUCAACCCCCACAACCGCCACAAUCACAAUCUCCGUCCUCGACGCCCCCUCCCGCUCUCGCUCCAACGGCCGCUACCUCGGCGUCGCAACCUCCUACCUCGACUCCCUAAGCGCGGGCGACCACCUCCAAGUCAGCAUCCGCAAGAAUCCCUCAUCUGGAUUCCGCCUCCCAACCAACCCCACAAACACACCCAUGAUCUGCAUCGCCGCAGGCUCAGGCAUCGCGCCCUUCCGCGCAUUCCUGCAGGAGCGCGCACACCUACAAGAGAAAGGCACGAAGCUCGCGCCCGCCCUGCUCUUCUUCGGAUGUCGCGCCCCCGGCGUCGAUGAUCUGUACCGCGAGCAGUUGGACGAGUGGGCUGGACGCGGUGUUGUGGACGUACGAUGGGCGUUUAGCCGGAAGGCUGAGGAGAGUAACGGAUGUGCGCAUGUCGAUGACCGGAUCUGGGCGGAUCGGGAGGAUGUUAGGGGGUUGUGGAGCGAUGGUGCGCGCGUGUAUGUUUGUGGGUCUGGGGCUGUGGCGAGGUCUGUGAGGGGCGCGAUGGUGAGGAUCAUCAGGGAGGAUAUUGAGAAGAAGGCGGAUGUAGGGGUUGGGGACGGUGCUGAUGGGGAGACAGCGGACAGUGAGAAGAGGGCGGAGAAGUGGUUUGAUGAGCAGAGGAAUGUGCGGUAUGUGAUGGAGGUUUUUGAUUAG
Molecule: messenger RNA, 3321 nt
Organism: Aspergillus mulundensis
Lineage: Eukaryota; Fungi; Ascomycota; Eurotiomycetes; Eurotiales; Aspergillaceae
Product: bifunctional cytochrome P450/NADPH--P450 reductase
Exons: 3
Coding region: 1-3321 (1106 amino acids)
Cellular component (GO): cytosol
Molecular function (GO): NADPH-hemoprotein reductase activity; heme binding; aromatase activity
Source: RefSeq, a predicted model, not a curated record